Messenger RNA from Urocitellus parryii (Arctic ground squirrel), 783 nucleotides. NCBI's taxonomy places the organism in Eukaryota, Metazoa, Chordata, Mammalia, Rodentia, Sciuridae. The record is from RefSeq and is a predicted model, not a curated record.
AUGUGGGCGCAGGCCCUAACUCCCGCGCCCGGGUUCCGAAUCCAGCUCCGGCCCGUGGCACUGCCCCGCGCAUCCACUGCGCAGCUGGAGAAACUGAGGCCUGUGCGCAGCAGGAGUGCCCAGAUGUGGCCAGCGGCGCGCCCCACCCCACGGCAGCCUGGGUGCUGCGCCCGACCCGGCCCGGCUCCCCCGCGGCCCCGGUGUCCCCAGCCCCCACCCCAAACUCAGCCCCGGCGUCGGUGGCGGCGGCACCUGCACAUCUGGCAGCCUUGCUCGCGCUUCCGGGAUGGCGCCCUCGCCGCCUCGACGUCACCACGCACCGUGCGUGCGAGCGCGCGUGGCGGCGCCGUAUUCUGGGACCGACAUGCGUGCGUGGAGGCGCGGCAGGAAGUGGCGGGGCUGAUACUAGACGCGGCCGUCGCGGCGGCGGCGGCCAAUGGUCGCGGCGGAGGCGGGGCUGGGCGCCCGAACCUGGUUCCCGAGGCGCGGCGGCAGCGGCUGGGGGCGGGGAGGGGGGCGCAGGACCCCAGGUGGGGGUCCCGGAGCCGGAGGCACGUGUCCCGGGGCGCCGGCGGGGUUGCGCCGGCCCUGGGCGCUGCCCUGGCCUGGGCUGGUCCGGAGGCCGGCGCGGCGGGGGCCGUAGCCGAUGGGCGGGGCGAAGGGCCGUGCGGGAGGCGAGCUGGGGGCGCGGGGGUCGGCAGUGUCCUAGGGGGCGCAGCCAGGCGCUGGCGGCCGGGGGUAGGGGCCGCGGGGCGCGGAGGAGAGCCGGUCUGGCGGCUGUAG